GCAUGCGCGCCGUGCCGGGCCCGGCGGGCCCGCGGCCGGUACCGGCCGUUGCUGAGGCGCCCGGCGCCCGCCCCGCUCCGGCCCCGCUCCGCUCCGCUCCGGGCGGCCCCAUGAGGAGAAGGAAGAGGCGGAGGCGGCGGCGGAGCGGCGAUGGGCUCGCUGAGCAGCCGGGUGCUGAGGCGGCGGGGGGUUGUCCCGCGCGGGGCCGGGGCGGCGGGGGCCGGCGGGGGCGGCAAGAGGAAGCGCGGCGGGGCCGAGGGGCCCGCGGACAGCGACAGCGAGGCCGAGCGGGAGGAGCGGCUGCUCAACACCCCCCGCAGGAAAAAAUUGAAAAGCACCUCUAAGUAUAUUUACCAGACUCUGUUUUUGAAUGGGGAGAACAGUGAUAUAAAGAUUUGUGCUCUGGGAGAGGAGUGGAACUUGCAUAAGAUAUAUUUGUGUCAGUCAGGCUACUUUUCCAGUAUGUUCAGUGGAUCUUGGAAAGAAUCUAGCAUGAAUGUCAUAGAGUUGGAGAUUCCUGACCAAAAUAUUGAUAUAGAAGCCCUGCAGGUGGCUUUUGGCUCGCUGUACAGAGACGAUGUCUUAAUAAAACCCAGUCGAGUAGUUGCACUUUUAGCAGCAGCCAGCAUGCUGCAGCUUGAUGGCUUAAUCCAGCAGUGUGGUGAAACAAUGAAGGAAACCAUUAAUGAAAAAACUGUGUGUGGUUAUUAUAAUUCAGCGGGGACGUACGGGUUAGACUCUGUGAAGAAAAAGUGCCUUGAGUGGCUCUUGAACAACCUGAUGACUCACCAGAGUGUUGAACUCUUCAAAGAACUCAGCAUAAACCUCAUGAAACAACUGAUUAGCUCUUCUAACCUGUUUGUGAUGCAGGUGGAAAUGGACGUGUACACUGCUCUCAAAAAGUGGAUGUUCCUUCAGCUAGUGCCUUCCUGGAAUGGGUCUUUGAAACAACUCUUAACUGAAGCUGAUGCCUGGUUUGCCAAGCGUAGGAAAGAUUUGGAGGGGGACGUUGCAUUCCUGGAGUCGGAGCAGGGGAGCGCGUUCCUGGGGGUGUUCACACACCUGAGGCUGCAGUACAUCAUCAGUGACUUGGCAUCAGCCAGAAUUCUUGAGAGAGAUUCCCUCAUACCCUCAGAAUGGCUGUCCUCUGUUUACAAACAGCAGUGGUUUGCCAUGCUCAGAGCAGAACAAGACAAUGAUAUUGGGCCUCAAGAAAUAAAUAAAGAGGAACUGGAAGCAAACAGCAUGAGGUGUGGUCGAAAGCUUGCAAAGGAUGGUGAUUACUGCUGGCGAUGGACUGGGUUCAACUUUGGCUUUGACCUUCUUGUUACUUAUACAAAUCGUUACAUCAUUUUCAAGCGGAACACGCUGAAUCAGCCCUGCUGUGGGUCGGUCAGUCUGCAGCCUCGGAGAAACAUUGCCUUCAGGUUACGCCUGGCCUCUUUUGACAGCAGUGGGAAAAUAAUUUGCAGCAGAACAACAGGGUAUCAGAUCCUAACCCUUGAGAAGGACCAGGAGCAGGUCGUCAUGAACUUGGACAGCAGACUCCUGAUCUUCCCACUCUAUAUCUGCUGUAACUUCUUGUACACCUCGCCAGAGAAGAAGGCUGACAGUGAGACACAGCCAGAUCCUGGGGACACCUGAGACCUCUCCAGCAGCCCCCAGUAGCACUUGCACACCUCUCUAUGCCUGCUUGAAUUUCAAUGCCCUGCUGACACACAGAGCUUUGACAACAACCAAGGCCUUACAUGUAGCAAAUAGAUCCAUGGCCUUAGUAUACUCCUAUGCAUAUCUGAAGAAAAGAUCAGAAAUUAUAUAGGCCAAAACUAGUCCUCUCCUUUUCAUCUAUUUGUAUUUCUGUUCUUCAGACAGGAGCCAUUCCGUGGUUGAGCAGUGUUAUGCUUCUCUUUUUAUGGGUGAAAACUGAGCCAAAUUGGAGAUGGGGGAUUUGUGAGGGUGACAUCUUACGAACUUCCCCAUCAAGAUUCUGAGCACACGUUGUAGGACGUGUGGGGUUUUGUUAGUGUGGUGUUCAUUUUUUGUUUUUUAAUAACUGAUCUGUAAAUACCAGAUCCAUAUUUUCCUUACUUUUGUGGUCCUUUUCCAAUGGGCCAAAUACAUCUGUGUAAAUGUUGCCCGUUGACUUUUGUUAGUUAUUUAUCCAUUCAGGCUGUCAAACGCUGCUUGGUUUUAAGCCUUUAUUGCAUCUCAUAGAUAAACCUUCUUCUUGAGCUUUUUUUAAUGUUGCAGCAAAUAUCUCUUUUUUUUUUUAGCACCUGAACUUGCUACUAAGGAUGCUUGUAAGUGAAGUAUUUUUUUCCACAUACUGAAUAUACUCUGAUGUACUCACACCAUCAUUUGAGCCUGCUCUGCAGCAGCAGCUUUCAGCCAGGAUUCUGGUUAAUACAGUAAAUACUCACAUGAACCAAAUACCAGUUUUUAAACAUUGUUUUGGUUUUGGUUUUUUUGGUGACUUUUUUUAAUAGUUACAUUGGGAAUAUAACCCCUUUUAGCUCAGGAACUUGUGACCUUCCAGUGCCUUUUGAGUUGUCUGUGUUAACACAAACUUCACAUCAGUUAAGCACGGUCACAGGAUCCGAAGGAAGAGCUGGGAACAAGGGACUCCUUUUCAGUUGGUUUGAUGAAUGAGUCAAGUGUAAGAGGUACACUGUAUUCCUUCUUUGUGUGUGUUGGGUUUUAUGUUUGUCUGUUGCAAUUUUGAUGACUUCUUACAUCAGGAUUUUUUGGAUUCCAAGUGGAAAUUUUGCCUCUUUAGUAGCCUAUUUUUUUAAUGUUGUCAGAAAAGUAUCAAACCAUUUGUACUUUAUAACAAGGAUAAAAAUGGUAGGCAGGGUGGAAAAAAAGUGGCAACUUGUCAAUAAAUGAUUUUGAGUGGAA
This is a messenger RNA of Apus apus (common swift), 2898 nucleotides long. It is a transcript of the gene GMCL1, whose product is annotated as germ cell-less 1, spermatogenesis associated. Bases 151 to 1644 code for a protein of 497 amino acids. The record is from RefSeq and is a predicted model, not a curated record. Gene Ontology annotation, biological process: germ cell development. NCBI's taxonomy places the organism in Eukaryota, Metazoa, Chordata, Aves, Apodiformes, Apodidae. Gene Ontology annotation, molecular function: protein binding. The transcript is spliced from 14 exons.